AUGAGUUCAGACUACUCUUACGACAAUGAGGGUCAAUUCUUCCCCUUCUUCAUCCUCACACUUACCGGCCUCGUUACUGUUCCCCUUACCUACACACUCCUCCGUCCGAGCCGCGACGAUGAUGCGCUAGCGCCACGUAUCAAGACCGACUAUAAGCCAGACAAUGCGGCUACAGUCGAGUCGAUCAAGACAGCGCGAAAGCGCAGCCAGUGGAGGGUCAAGCGGUUCAUUUUCGUGGUGAUCGGCUGGGCCAUCAUGGCUGGCAUGGGUUACCUCAUUGUGGUCACCCAGCGAACUGUUCCUAAGCUUUGGAACCCUUACGAUAUUCUUGGCAUCUCAGAGUCCCUCAGUGAAAAGCAAAUCAAGUCGCACUACAAGCGACUGUCCCUCAAGUUCCACCCCGAUAAGGUUCGACCUGACGCUGCCAAGAACGAGACUGUCGAAUCCCUCAACGAUUUCUACGUCGAACUCACCAAGGCUUACCAAGCCCUCACUGACGAGGACGUCCGCAACAACUACAUUCAGUACGGCCACCCCGAUGGAAAGCAGAGCUUCAGUAUGGGCAUCGCCCUCCCCCAGUUUAUUGUUUCGGAUGGUGCCGGCAAGUACGUUGUUCUCAUGUACACCCUGCUUCUUGGAGUUCUCCUGCCCUGGCUCGUUGGAUCCUGGUGGUACGGCACAAUGAGAAUGUCCAAGGAAGGUGUCCUGAUGGAGAGCGCCAACAACCUGUUCCGACAAUACGACGACGAGAUCGAAGAAGGCGGCAUCAUUACUGCCCUCAGUGUUGGAAAGGAGUUCGAGGACGUUGUUAAGGGCGACAAGAUUGAGACAGCGCUUUCUAAGAUUGAGUCACGAAUCACCGCCGAUAGCGAUUGUCAACCCACCGCUUCUGGCAUGUCGAUCAAGGACAAGGAGGCUCUCCAGGAUCUCGAUAACGGUGCGCGACGAAAGGCUCUCGCUCUCCUCUGGGCUUACCUUGGCCGUGUUGAGCUCGAUGAUCCCACUCUUACCAAGGCAAAAUUCCAGGUUGGCCCUAUCGCCCGUGCUCUUAACCAAUCCUUCAACGCUAUCACCCUGGCUUACGGCAACAUCGGUCCCAUCGCCAACUCGUUCUACACCAGCCAAAACCUGGUUCAGGCGGUUGCACCCCACGCUUCUCCUCUUCUUCAGCUUCCCCAUGUCACCCCUGAGAUCGCCAGCAAGAUUGAGGGCGAAUCCAAGACUCACAUGGCCGUCCACCGUUUCAUGGAUCGACCCGAUGCUCAGCGCAGACAGAUGGCUAUUGGCGAGGGUCUCCUGACCGAGGAGCAGUACGAGACUGCCAUCGGUGUCGCUAAGCAGAUUCCCUUCUUCCGUGUGUGCCGUGCUUUCUUCAAGGUUACUGGCGAGCGCUUCAUCAUUCCUUCUUCGCUUGUUUCUCUGGUCAUCAAGGGUCGUUUCAUUCCUCCCGGUACUGACGACGUUCCCGGCGUCAAUGAACUCGAUCUCGAGGAUGUUGAUCCCGCCGAGGAUGAUAUUGACGCUAUCAACGGUCGCAAGAAGAAGACUAUCAAGGGCCCUGACGGCAAGCUCAUCCCAAUUGAGGAAGAGUCCAUCCUCCCCCCUCUGACCCACGCCCCCUACUACGCCCGCGACCACUCUCCCCAAUGGCACGCCUUCCUCAGUGACUCCAAGCAGGGCAAGAUGGCUGUUCCUCCUUUCCACUUCGCCAAGUUCGACCAGCCUAUUAUUGAUGACGAGGGCAAGCCCACUUUCAACAUGCAGACUCUCAAGGCCCAAUUCGCUGCUCCCCCUCAAGCUGGACACUACACCUUCGUUCUGCACGUUAUUUGCGAUGCUUACGUUGGUUUCGACACCAAGAUGGAGGUGACACUUGUCGUUGAGGAGGCUAGUAAGGCGGCAGAGAUGCAAGCCGAGGAUGACAUCAGUGAGCCUGAAGAGGAUUCUCUCGCUGGACAGAUGCACCAGCUUAAGACUGGAGAGGCUCCCAAACCUAAGACUCGCAGAAAGGAUUCUGACGACUCAGAAGAUGAGAGUGGCACAGAUGAAGAGGAGGAUGACGAUACCAGCGCAACAAAUACAGAUACCGAGGACGAGUCAUAG
Fusarium coffeatum is the source of this 2103-nucleotide messenger RNA. RefSeq lists its product as uncharacterized. The record is from RefSeq and is a predicted model, not a curated record. Bases 1 to 2103 code for a protein of 700 amino acids. The transcript is spliced from 4 exons. Gene Ontology annotation, cellular component: Sec62/Sec63 complex. Gene Ontology annotation, biological process: SRP-dependent cotranslational protein targeting to membrane; post-translational protein targeting to endoplasmic reticulum membrane. Gene Ontology annotation, molecular function: RNA binding; transmembrane protein transporter activity. NCBI's taxonomy places the organism in Eukaryota, Fungi, Ascomycota, Sordariomycetes, Hypocreales, Nectriaceae.